Molecule: messenger RNA, 2098 nt
Organism: Syzygium oleosum
Lineage: Eukaryota; Viridiplantae; Streptophyta; Magnoliopsida; Myrtales; Myrtaceae
Exons: 4
Coding region: 538-1707 (389 amino acids)
Source: RefSeq, a predicted model, not a curated record
AAUGAGAUCGAAGUGCUUCUCUCACAAUCCUCUCCUCCGUCUACGAUAACUUAUACACGCGCGCGCAGGGUACGAGGACUUAACGCCGGCGGGCGAGAGACGAUUAAAGAGCGAGAGCGAGUGCGUUCUGGUUCCUGCGCCGCCCGCUCGUAACACUCGCUCGGCCUCGGUCCCAUCAACCCGCCCGAGCUUCGUUCGUCCAAUUCCGAUUUCGCGCUCAAACGCAAGCCCUAACCUCCCUCCGCUCCUCCUCGAGCCCCCCUCCCUCUCGCGCCCUCGAUUCCCUCCGAGCUCCUCAUUCCCCGGCGGCGAUUCUCCGGCGACCCGUUUCGGCCCUCGCGCACUAAUUGCUCUCUCUGGAUUUGGAUUUGCUCGAGGCAAGCGGCAGGUAUGUGGAUAACAACCUUGUGAAACAUUGGUUGGUCGUCAAUAAUUCAGCUUACCUUCAUCCUCUUUUAUGGGACAGUUGAGAUCUUUUCUGCUGUUAUGCUAUCCGAUAUAUAACGGCUGUUAUGAUUUGUCUUAGAGUCUCCAUCCAUGUUUUUCUCAAGUUACUACCUUCUCUCGAGAUCAACUCAAUGCUUAAAUUGGCUUAGUCUGAAAAUGGCAAAGGGUAGCAGAGGGCGCCGUAGGAUUGCUUCCCAACAAUACAGAUCGACUCCAUAUGGCUUGGCAGCUUGUAAUCGUAGAAUCUUGGAGAACUUGGGUGCCAAAAAAUCUGACAAGGCACUGAAUAAGGACUGGGAAGAUGCUAUAUGCUCUGUUUGUAUGGAGUACCCUCACAAUGCUGUUCUUCUUCUCUGUUCCUCCUACGAAAAGGGUUGCAGACCCUACAUGUGUGGUACUAGCUGCCGCUACUCAAAUUGCCUUGACCAAUACAAGAAGGCCUAUACCAAAGUUUCCUCACUUGAUCAUGCUCAGCCCUUGCAGAACUCAGCUGACAACACGAUGAUAUCACCUGAGUUAAAUCUGCCCAAUGAGAAGAGUGAAGUGAUGGAGCUUGCGUGCCCUCUUUGUAGGGGCCAGGUGAAAGGUUGGACUGUUGUGGAACCUGCACGAGAAUACUUAAAUGCAAAAAAGAGGAACUGCAUGCAGGAUAACUGCACAUUUCUCGGAACUUACAAGGAGCUAAGAAAGCAUGUGAAGACAGAACACCCCUCUGCACGGCCUCGUGAUGUGGACCCAACACUAGAACAGAGAUGGAGGCGGCUCGAACAGGAGCGUGAAAGGGAUGAUGUGAUCAGUACUAUAAGGGCGACAAUGCCAGGGGCCAUGGUAUUUGGGGACUAUGUGAUAGAGGGAAACCAUUAUGGAUUAGAUGUAGAUGAGAGCAGCCUUGGUGCAGAUCGCCCAGAGAGGAACGGUGGUUUGGAAACGGGCUUCGACAGUAACCUAUUUAAUGUGUUUAUGCUUCUGCAUGCAUUUGGCCAGUCUGGGAAUGUUGAUCUGAGAAGAAGAUUAAGGCACCAAGAGAGGGCCUUGCAGCGAGCAUCUGACAGGAGUGCUCUUGGAGGCCGGCACACCACCACCCCUGUUGGUGGCUCUGAUGUUUCUGAUCAAGAGAAUGGAGAUGACAGUAAUGACGAUAAUGCCCAUGAUGCUAGCAUGUCGCUAGUGAGCCGCCUUCGUCGCCAUGGCAGAGUGCUAUUGGGACGGUCCAGUAGGAGGAGGAGGCGCAGAGAAGGCAAUGGAAAUCAAGAUAGAUGACUUGUUUCCUCAAGAAGGGAGAUCUUGAGAACAUUUGAUAUAUGUUUAGUCCUAGUCACUAGGAUGGGAAAAUAACAGAACACUCGAACGAUUUGUCUGAAAAGGGAAGUUGACUUGCCUUUCGCAAGAUGCAUGCAUUUCUUUUGCAUUUCAUGAUCUGUUCACAGAUUGGCUGCGAAUGGACAUCAGGAAAGAAGAAUGGCCUUCAUUCCUGUAGUCAUGUGACAUAUGCUGAAGAUUGCCGGAUGUACACAUGUAUUUUCUUUGAUAUCCUUUUGCAAUUUGUCAGCUGUUGUAUUGAAAACCUUUAUUCACAGUCAUGUGUACAUGUCAUUCAAAUUUGUUCCCGAUUGCGGAUUGGGAGGAAAGCAAAGCAGUGUUAUUUUUUUUA